AUGAGUAAAAGUUUUGAAAAUCUAAUCAAUGUGUAGCCCAAAAAAAUAGUUACUCUUGAUGAAAUUACAUAAUAAGAAAUGCUAGGUAAAGGAUAGUUUGGAGUUGUUUAUAGGAUUCAAUAUUAAGGUGAGACUUAUGCAAUGAAAUAAAUUGUGAAGUAAACAUUAAUUAGACAUGGCAAAAUAAAUUCAGCAAAUUUAGAAUUAAAGAUUAUGUAUCAAUUGGAUCAUGCAAACAUUAUGAAACUUAUCACUCAUUUUGAAGAUGAGAAUAAUGUCUAUUUAAUUUUAGAAUACAUUGAUGGAUCUAAUUUAUAUGAUAUUUUAAAAAGGGAUACUCGUCUUUAGGAAACUUAUGCCAUACAUUAUUAUAGAUAAAUAGUUUCUACACUUAUUUAUUUGCAUUCUAGGCCAACACCAAUUUUACAUAGAGAUAUUAAACCUGAAAACAUUUUAAUAACAUAAAAUAAUGCAAUAAAAUUAGCAGAUUUUGGUUCUGCUAAUUCAUUAGCCAAAGAUGAAUUGAGAUUUACAUUUGAAGGAACAUAUCUAUUUAUGGCACCUGAAAUAUAUAUGAAUAAAGGUUAUACUCAAUGUGUAGAUAUUUGGAGUCUAGGUGUUUUAUUAUUUGAAAUUUUGGCUGGACAUUCUCCUUUUUUAAAUAAAGAAGAAGAAACUUCCUUAAUGACUCAUGAAAAAUAGAGUGUUAUUAGAGAGAAUGUUUUAAAUGUUCGAAUACGAUUUCCAGAUACUUUUCCACCAUUAGCUAGAGAUUUGGUUAGAAAAAUUCUUAGAUUAGAACCAUAAGAUAGAUUAAGACUAGAAGAAGUACUUAAACAUCCAUGGCUUUAAAAUGCUGAAGUUCUUGAAUAAUUACCAAUUGUUAGUAAAUAUUAAUUAGAGGAUAAAAUCUCUAAAUAAAUAAAUAAUUUUUAAGAAUAUAGAAAAAAUAUUGAUCAUCAUUUAUUAAGAAUAAGUGAACUUAAAAAAUAAAUUAAUGAUACAUAAAUUUAAAUUAUGUAAGGAGAAUUAGAAAAAUAAUAAUUAAGUUAAAAAUUAAAAGAAUUAUAAGAAGUUAAUGAUGACUAAACACAAUCUCCUAAUCUAGUAAGUCCCUAGAAGAUUGUUAAAAUUGAAGAAAAAUAUAAUAGUUUGAAGAAAGAAAUAAAUUAAUUAUAAAAAGAUAUCAUCUAGAAUGAAAUAUUUAUUCAUAAAAAUGAGAUGCAAUAAUCGAAACUUUAACAUUAUAAAACUAAAAUAGAUAAAUAAAAAGAGAUUAUUGAAAAAUUAGAAAGGGAAUUAAUUUAAUUAGAUUAAAAAAAGAAAUAAGAGUAAAUAAAUUAAGAUAAAGAAUUACAAGAAUUCACUAAAUUAAAUAAUAAUCGAAAUAUUGAAUAAUCAACCCAAAAUAAUUCUUAGUAUACAUCCUUAUUAAGAGAAACUAUUGAAAGAUUUAAGGAAUUUAUGAAUUUUUAUCGUAAUAUCAAGUAAGAGUCUGAAACAGAUUUUGAAGCAUAAGAAGAUUAAUAAUGGAAGAAAGAAUAUUAUGCAAUAAAAAAAUCUUUAUAAGAAGAGUUUUAAUAGGAAUAAAAUUUAUUAAAGAAAUUAGAAAAUGAAAAUCAAUAACUUAAAAUUAAACUAGGAUAAAUUGAAGCAUAAGAACAAUAGGUUUAAAAGGCAGAACAAAUUGUUUAUAAUUUAAAAUAUGGAUGUGAUUUAAAAUAAGAUAGAAUUGAAGAAUUAAAAAAAUAAAAAGCAGAGUAUGUGACUAAGAUAGAAGAUUGCAAUAGAUUUAUUUAAUAUAAUAAAAGUUCAUUAUGA
This is a messenger RNA of Paramecium sonneborni, 1821 nucleotides long. NCBI's taxonomy places the organism in Eukaryota, Ciliophora, Oligohymenophorea, Peniculida, Parameciidae. The record is from the annotation of a GenBank genome assembly.